UUUCUCUCUGUCUCUCUCUCUCUUCCACGAAAAAGUCUUCGGGGUUGCAUUUUCAUGGUGCGGGGGUGCUGUCAGUCUUAAAGAAAAUUUAGGACAAGAGCAGAUACGUAGCAACGCGGCGACCAUGGCUGAGGCCCAGGUCGCCACUAGGGCGCGGCAGACUUGCAGUUCGGAGUUCAGUGGGACCGGAGGAAAGGAGAAUGGGUGGGUUGUAGUGGCGAGAGGAAGAGGAAACGGAGGAGCGGAGAGACAGAGCAAAGGAGGAGCCGCAGAGACGUAACCGCGGGCGGGCGGUCCGUGGCGGCGGCGGGCCAAGUCGCCAUGGCGGGCCUAGACACGAGCCCGACCGUCCCGGUGUGGCUAGCGGAGGACGACCUGGGCUGCAUCAUCUGUCAUGGGCUGCUCGCCUGGCCCACCACCCUGCCCUGCGGCCACAGCUUCUGCAGAGACUGCCUGAAGGGCAUGUGGGAGGCGCGGGGCAAAGGGGGCGCGGGCCGCGGCUGGGCCUGCCCCACCUGCCGCAAGGGCGGCCCGCAGUCGCUGGAGCUGCAGAAGACCAAGAUCCUGCAGGACCUGGUGGACAAGUACAGCCGGGUCGUGAGCGAGCUGGGGGGCGGGUCCUCCCCCGCCCGGAGCCCAGACACCCGCCCAGCACGGGGACCGCAGCCCCCAGGCGCGCAGCAGUCGGUGGCAGCACAGAAGAGCAUCACAGAAGUUGAUCGAGAGCUGACAGAGCUGGUAGGACAACUUGUAGGCAUUGCCAAGAGCCUUCAGAGUGAGAGACAGCCCCCAGAAUCAGGACCAGACAAUGAGUUGAGCAUCCUGGACAUGGCCUUUUCUGAUGGAGUGAACCUUUCCUCAACUGUAAAACUAACGACUUCCAACACAACUGAAAGAAAAAUAAAAGACAUUUUGCAUAGCCUAGAAGGAAUCCAGGAAAAAUUACAAAAAAACUUCACGUGGAAAAAGCCUACUGAAGAACAAGUACAGGUGGAACUCCCAGAAGCUCCAUCUCUCUCUGGCCUGCUGCCUGUCCAGAACCAUGCUAUCCCCAAGAAGGCCUCCCGGUUUACACAAUGCACCAUCAGUCCAACCUUUGACCGAGAAAGCCUCUCCUGUAGCCUGGAAAUGUCUGAAGACUGCAGGACUGUGACUGUAUCCAAGUUCCUACAGAACUAUCACUGGAAUCCAAAGAGGUUUACACAUUGCCAAGUCUUGUGUUCCCAGGCUCUGUCUUCUGGGCAGCAGUACUGGGAAGUAGACACUCAGCACUGCAACCACUGGGCUGUUGGGGUGGCUUCUGGAGGAAUGGGAAGAAACCAUAUGUUGGGAAGGACCAGUGACUCCUGGUGUAUAGAGUGGAAUGAGACUAGUGAGCUGUCUGUAUGGCAUGAGAUCAAGAAGACGGUCCUCGACUCAGAGAGACCUAAGGUGGUGGGCAUCUGGCUGAGCUUUGAGGAGGGGAAGCUUGCCUUUUAUUCAGUAGCUGAUCAGAAGAAGCAUCUCUUUGAGUGUCGGAUCUCUGUCACAUCUCCUCUGCACCCUGCAUUCUGGCUCUAUGGCUUGCAUCCUGGGAAUGCCCUGACUAUAAGGCCAGCAAAGGUAUAAAUAUUCCUCAUCAAAUGUUAAAUCACAAUGGUUUCUUGAUCUCUCUCUCUCUCUCAAGGUGGCAGCUUGACUUAAGAAUCCUACUUCUGAAAUCGAAGUGUGCACAGGAAAGGGCUAAUUCUGAAGAUAGGAUAUGCAAACUCAGCAUACUCCAAAGAAAGUACAGCCCUGCAUUGCCUCUGCACAGGUGACUUUUAAGCCUUUGGAAUAUGCUGCCUGAUAAGAGUGGCUUUGUUUACAUGGGAGACUUGGUUUAUGUAUCUGCUUGACCUCUGGAUGUGCUGGAGACUAAAGCUGGCCACAUGGGUGAUGAUGUCUGCUUACUUGACUGAGCCCCAAUAAAAGCUCCAGACACCAAGGCUUGCAUGAGCUUCCCUGGUUGACAGUACUCCUUAUGCUUUGUUACACAUUGUUUCAGGGAGAAUUAAAUGUUCUCCAAUUUCCAGUGAGGGAAGAUGGUUGGGGCCACUUGACCCCUGCUCUGUGUGCCUUUUUCUACUGAUGAUUUUAAUCUGUAUCUUUUCAUUAUAAUAAAUUGUAACUGAGAGUAUAACA
Erinaceus europaeus (western European hedgehog) is the source of this 2163-nucleotide messenger RNA. RefSeq names its product ring finger protein 135 (gene RNF135). Gene Ontology annotation, cellular component: cytoplasm. NCBI's taxonomy places the organism in Eukaryota, Metazoa, Chordata, Mammalia, Eulipotyphla, Erinaceidae. The transcript has 5 exons. Gene Ontology annotation, molecular function: protein binding; ribonucleoprotein complex binding; ubiquitin-protein transferase activity. The record is from RefSeq and is a predicted model, not a curated record. The coding region runs from base 322 to 1608 and encodes 428 amino acids. Gene Ontology annotation, biological process: regulation of innate immune response.